Molecule: messenger RNA, 8842 nt
Organism: Esox lucius (northern pike)
Lineage: Eukaryota; Metazoa; Chordata; Actinopteri; Esociformes; Esocidae
Gene: nsd3
Product: nuclear receptor binding SET domain protein 3
Exons: 24
Coding region: 391-5085 (1564 amino acids)
Biological process (GO): regulation of DNA-templated transcription
Cellular component (GO): chromatin; nucleus
Molecular function (GO): protein binding; histone H3K36 methyltransferase activity
Source: RefSeq, a predicted model, not a curated record
UGGCGCUGAGCGAGACAGACAAGGCCUAAAGCAGGGUGCUUUUGUUACAGCUAGAGCUAGAGGAAGAGGAAGCCAACUGAAAAUAAAAUACAUAAGGGGGCGAAAUUUAUACAUAAUUCCCACCUAGAUUCCGCAAAAAAGAUUAGGCCCCUUUAGGUUCUACAGCAUAUAGACAAGCCAUGGGGACCGAGCAGUGACCGUAAAUUGCCCCUACUAAUGAAUUGCGUUAGGAACGGAGAGGCCUCCACUAAUAUUUUCCCAAGAUUUUUUAUUUUCUCUCUCUUUGUAAAUUGCUCAGGGAAGCGCGGAUAUCUGGUGUAUGUGUUUAGAAUGGGACACGCUGAAGGUCCAGUCAGAGAAACGGACAGUUAAGGAUGCAGGAGCACAACAAUGGAUUUCUCCUUCUCUUUCAUGCAAGGGAUCAUGGGAAAUACAAUUCAGCAACCCCCUCAACUCAUUGACUCAGCCAACAUCCGGCAGGAGGGCGCCUACGACACCGGCAGUGAUGCGGGCGAGGAUGGAGGCCCCUCCUACGACGCUGCUUUGGAGGCAGAGUUCUCCUACCCACCCUCGGCCUCCGAGGACAUGCCCCCGGUCUCCAACGGAUACCCCCCUGGACUGGGGCUGUAUGAGCCCCAGGCCAAGUUCUCCAUGUACCCCCAGUUCUCUAAUGGCUCAGCCAACGGCUACGGGGCCAUCCGGAGCUAUGGAGAGCACUGUCUCAUGCCUGGGGAGGGAACGGUCCUGAGGGCCCCUGUUCUUCAGGAGAGACCCCCCUCCCCUCUGUCUCCACCUUCACACCACCUACACCCCCAUCUACAUCACCACCACCAUCCUCAUCACUACCACCCACACAUGCCCCUGCCUUCCCAGCACCAUCUCCCCCCGCCGCCCCACCUCAUGUCCCAUGUGCUUCCCCCUCCACCUCCAUUGCUCCUGCCCUCCACCAGCCCUCCGCCAUCCCUGCUGGACAGCACCUCGCACCCCCCUCACACCCCCUCUACUACCACUGCUGGUUCCAGCGGGAUUUUGAAGAAGACCAGCUCUCCGGAGAUCAAGCUGAAGAUCAUAAAGACGUACCAGGACGGGAGGGAGCAGUUUGAGUCAGCGCUGUGCGGAGACCUGCUGCAGGAGUCCCAGGCCAGCGAGGCCUCGCAUACCCACAGCAGACACGAGAGGAAGAAGGAGAAGAGGAAAAAGACUGCCGUGCCACAAGACGAGGAGCAGCCGCUGGUUGACCAUGUAGAGCAGGCCAGGGUCUCGGAGGCACACGCCCAGGUCCAGUCUCACACCCCAUCACAGGAGCUGUCUGAGGGACAGACGGAGAAGCUCCAGAAGACCCCCAUCAAAGCAGAGCCCAAGACAACUAAGGUCCAGAAACAGUUCCCUACAGUGAUAACCGGUACAGGCUGCUGUAAGGACCAUGAGGUGGGGGACCUGGUGUGGGCUAAGGUUGGGACAUACCCCUGGUGGCCUUGUAUGGUCUCCUGUGACCCCCAGAUGAAUGUCCACACACGCAUCAACACCCGAGGUCACAGAGAGUACCAUGUUCAGUUCUUUGGUAGCGUGGCGGAGCGGGCCUGGAUCCACGAGAAGAGGGUGGUCACGUACCAGGGAGAACACCAGUUUGAUGAGCUGCAGGCCGAGACGCUACGCAAGACCACCAACGCUGCCGAGAGGCACAAGCUGAUGAAGCCCUUCCCCCAGAGAGAGCGUGCUCAGUGGGAGGUGGGCGUUGGCCACGCAGAGGAUGCCUUCCUGAUGACGCAGCAGGAGCGCAUCGACAACUACACCUUCAUCUACGUGGACCCUGACCCCAAUGCCCCUCCACCCUCCAAGAAGACCCCUGCCAGGGCCGCUGGCCGCAACCAACGCUCUUCCAGCUCAACCAAUAAGAAAGAUGUAGCGGUGACAUCGCCAGAGCGGGUGGAGCCUGCCCGAAGACAACCUCGUAGGCAGUGUAGUGUUCCAAAUGCUGACAACCCGGCUGAGCCCCAGACCUCAGAGGGAGAGAAGGACCAAUGCGGGGAUCCUAGCCAAGCCAGUCCCCCAGCCUGUGAGGCCCUGUCCGAGGCAGGCGGAACCCAGGAGCCCCCUGCUCCGGUACGGGCCUGGAAGACAGCCGCUGCCAGGAAGCUGUUGCCUCUCUCCAUUACCAUGAAGAAACUUAAUGUUGAGAUCACCAAGUGUGACCAAAUGUGGCCCCUGCUGCAGAGGAAGGUUUUGCCCUCACCCCAGAGGGAGAGGAAUGAGGGGGAGGGCCGACAGGCCGACCUGGGAUACUGCUCACCUGAGCAGGGCUGUGGUGUUAAAGCAGAACCAGGGCCCGGGGAAGAGGAGGAGGGCGACGAAGGGGAGGAGAGAGAGGAGAGAAGAAGUGACCCGGAAGCAGCACUGCACCCCUCACCACGGUCACAGCACAGCACCCCACCAGGGUCUCUGGAGCGCAAGCAGCAGCGCAGGUCAGUGAGGAGCAGAUCAGAGUCCGAGAAGGGCUGUGAGCCGGUCCCCAAGAAGAAGACCAAAAAGGAACAGGCUGAAAUGGCUCCUGAAACCACUCUGAGAACAGGCUCACAGAAAGGUGCCAGUGAGAUCUCUGAUGCCUGUAAGCCUCUGAAGAAACGCAGCAGGGCCUCCACGGAUGUAGAGAUGGCAUCUUCUCAGUACAGAGACACAUCGGACUCUGACUCUAGAGGUCUCAAUGACCCCCAGAGUCUGUUUGGGAAGAGUUUGGACAGCCCAGCAGCAGCGGAUGCCGAUGUGUCUGACAGCCAGUCAGUGGACUCCAGUCUGUCCAGGCAGGGAAGCAGCACAGCCAAGAGAGAUACGGUCUGCCAGAUCUGUGAGGUGUAUGGAGAGAGCCUGGUGUCGUGUGAGGGGGACUGCUGUCGGCUGUUCCACCUGGAGUGCCUGGGCCUCACCUCCCUACCUGAGGGCAAGUUCACCUGUCUGGAAUGUAGGAACGGCUCUCACUCGUGUUUCAGCUGCAAGGUGGGAGAAGGGGAGGUGGUGCGUUGUUUGGUGGUUGGCUGCGGGCGGUAUUACCAUGACGACUGCGUGCGUAAGCUCCCUGGCACGGUUGGGGGUGGAACGGGCGGGGGGUUCCGCUGCCCCCAACAUACCUGCUCUACCUGUUGCCUGGAGAGAGACUUGCACCAGGCCACCAAAGGCCGUAUGAUGCGUUGUUUGCGCUGCCCGGUGGCGUACCACACGGGGGACAGCUGCGUGGCAGCGGGCAGCGUGGUCCUCACCCACCACAUCAUCAUCUGCAGCAGCCAUGGCACGGCCAAGAGGAACGGCCUCCUCUCCUCUCCCAUCAACGUCACCUGGUGCUUCCUUUGUGCCCGAGGACUGUUAGUGCAGGACCUUACUGACACCAUAUUAAGUUCAUAUGCCUAUAAGUCCCACUACCUUCUGACUGAGUCAAAUCGUGCUGAGUUGAAAUUACCUAUGAUUCCCUCUUCUUCGUCAGCUACCAAAAAGAAUAUUGGGAAAGGAGGAAAGUUGCUGUGCUGUGAGUCGUGCCCGGCGUCGUUCCACCCCGAGUGUUUGGAGAUGGAAAUCCCAGAGGGGGCGUGGUCGUGCAGGGAGUGCAGGGCAGGAAGGAAACCCCACUACAAACAGAUAGUCUGGGUCAAACUAGGAAACUACAGGUGGUGGCCAGCUGAGAUAUGUAACCCUCGUCUGGUGCCUCCCAACAUCCAGACACUCCGCCACGACAUUGGAGACUUCCCUGUCUUCUUCUUUGGUUCCCAUGACUACUACUGGAUCAACCAGGGUCGUGUGUUCCCCUACAUGGAGAAUGACAAGACCCCUGUCACAGGCCAGGUUAACAUCAACAAGACCUUCAAGAAAGCUCUGGAGGAGGCUGCCAGGAGGUUCCACGAGCUCAAGGCGCAGAGGGAGAGCAGAGAGGCCCUGGAGCAGGAACGUAACUCACGCAAACCGCCGCCUUACAAGUUCAUCAAGUCCAACAAGCCGGUGGGGAAGGUGCAGGUGCACGUAGCUGACCUGUCUGAAAUCCCAAGAUGCAACUGCAAGCCCACAGACGAACACCCCUGUAGCCUGGACUCCCAGUGUCUCAAUCGCAUGCUGCAGUACGAGUGUCACCCACAGGUGUGUCCUGCCGGCGAUCGAUGUGAGAACCAAUGCUUCUCGAAGCGUCUGUACUCUGAGACAGAGGUUAUCAAGACAGAAGGUUGUGGCUGGGGCCUCAAGACCAACCAGGCGCUCAGGAAGGGAGAUUUUGUGACGGAGUAUGUGGGCGAGGUGAUCGACUCAGAGGAGUGCCAGCAGCGAAUCAAGCGAGCUCACGAGAACCGGGUGACCAACUUCUACAUGCUCACCCUCACUAAGGACCGGGUGAUAGACGCUGGGCCAAAAGGGAAUUCCUCACGCUUCAUUAAUCACAGCUGCAGCCCCAACUGUGAGACGCAGAAAUGGACGGUCAACGGAGAUGUUCGCAUAGGGCUGUUCACCCUGUGUGACAUAGACGCUGGCACCGAGUUGACGUUUAACUAUAACCUGGACUUGGUGGGGAACCGGAGGUCGUCGUGUCACUGUGGAGCUGAGAACUGCUCUGGCUUCCUGGGGGUGCGGCCUACGAGCGCUGUGGUGAUGGAAAAGGAGGAGAAGGCGAGGAACGCCAAGCUGAAGCCUAAAAAGCGUAAGCUGCGACCAGAGGGGAAACACACACACGAGUACUUCUGCUUCUGGUGUGGAGAGGCCGGGGAGCUGGUCAUGUGUGACAAGAAAGACUGUCCUAAAUCAUACCACCUGCUGUGUCUCAACCUCACCAAACCUCCAUACGGCCGUUGGGAGUGCCCAUGGCAUGACUGCAGUGUGUGUGGUGUCCCCGCCUCUGCCCAAUGUGACUUCUGCCCUCGCUCAUUCUGCCGGGGUCACGAGGCGGGGUCUCUCACCCCCUCGACCCUGGAGGGUCGGCUCUGCUGCUCCAACCACGACCCCCUCAGCCCUUUGGGUCCCAGCGCCCACCCCCCACGCACUCAAACCCCGGGCACAGUCAGCGUCAAGGAAGAGCCAGAGGACCCCGAGGAGGAGCAUGGCCAGCUGGACAGAGAGUAAAGCGGUCUCCAACAGCGCCCUGUUCCCUAUCUAGUGCCAUAGAAAUAGAGCCCUAUGGCUAUGGGGAAGAGGGUGCGAUUAGAGAUGUGCCCUCAGGUGAGAGUAACCAGAACUGCAGCCGCCAGUUGGACUGGACAGACAGACAGAGACUGACAGGCGCAGACUUGGUGUGAGCAGUUCAGAGCUCCUCUGUGUCUGCUGAUGGCACAAGUGGAGGAGGGGCCAAGGGGAGGUGGAGAUCUGUGCCCGUAGGCCUGCCUUUCUCUCUGGCCACUGGCAUCAACCCCAAAAUGCCUAGUGUUUGUUUCACCACUUCCGUGGGAUUCUGUCAUUGCCACACACGUGGAAUCUCAGCGUUAGUGUUCUUGGUGACUGGCACUUUGAAGAAUUCACUGAGGUGGUUGGAGAGGAGGCGGAAACCUUACUCCAUCAUGCUGCUUUUCUCUUUGUUUACUUCCUGUGAGCUGGGGUUGCUAGGGGCCCAUUGCCAGGGGCCAGGUGCCACUUCACAUCCCAGAAGGCUUUGCUGUGUGUUGGUAAGCCAGCAGAGCCGGUCCACAUCACUCCAUUCAUCAUCCACCAUACCCCUGUUCAGCUCUCCAUUCACAACAAGAGGAAAACAGAUUUGUGCAAUUUUCAGGAUCACACUACAUUCCGACUUUCCUUAUACCUGUUUUUGAUAUACUUAUGCCUAUAGACGAAUAUACAUAUAUAUAUAUAUAUAUCUAUGUUUGUUAAUGUUUACAGACAGAUUCUCUUCAUCUUGAUGAGUGCUGUAUUGUUUCUGUUUAGGUGUUUAGCAUUGCGCAGAUCUUGUGAAUAUAGUCCUUCUAAUCAGGUGAAGUAUUAUGGCAUAUAGUGUAAUGUUAUGACAUCACAUUACAUUUCUGUUCCAUUGGUCAGUUCCCCUGGGCCCUGUCUCCAUUGUGUACAUAAUUGGCUCAUGUUGUAAACCUUAGGAGAAAGGGAGGGUCUGUGUUGACAGCCCGUUCACCCUUUUUAAACAUACAACGGAAAUCCAUUCAUUAAAACCGAGAGGACAAGCGGCAUCGGCCCUGGUGAUUAUUUACUUCUAGGAGUUGGUGGUACACUUCAGUUGAUCAGUAAACAGAGUGCUAAGCUGGUUGUACUGCAGCCAGGCAAGAGGGUCUGUUUGUAAUACAUUGACCUGAUAAAUACACAGUUGGCUUGUCAUCGGCCUUGUGUGCAGUAAUGUAAGUUGUGGACCGUACCACAGCCAUAUAUUUGGAUUAACGUGAAGAUAUGGCUUUCUACUGUGCAUAGAAUUGUCAUGUUAAAAUGGUUCUCAAAGCACUUUCAAAGGUUAUUGCUACAUACUUUAGGUAGGUCAUACCAUGGGUACAUGUACUGUAUAUAAUAGACCAUAUGACAUUGUACAUGCUUGAAACGGAUACCGAUUUUCUGUAGUAAUGUAGGAAUUGUAACUUCUGCUCUAGGUCCAACAACAUUAUCCAAAUAUCUUUGUGAGAUUGAAAACGUUCUGACAAGAGUUACUGCCGAUGAUACUUUCUGUUCUUUACCUUAGUAGAAAGACUACCGUCCUCAUCGUCAUUCAAGGUGUGAAGUACAUCCAGUAUUUUCAGUAGUGGGUAUUUAUUGUCACAUUUGGUAUGACUGUGCAUCUUCACUCAUUGAUUUUUUUUUUUAUCAACAAAGUUAUACAUUACUUCAGUAUCAUAUAAAGAUAACAUACAUGUAUCUGUACAGUGUUUUUAAACUCAUUCUCCUAACAGAUUUUUGUAAUUAUAUUACACCUUUUUAUACUAGUUGAUUUAUCUAUCAAAAACACCUAUUGGAAAAUUGCUUUCUCCCAAAGUGUUAAGUAACAUUGAAUAUAAAACAGUAGGGAGCUUUACAUUCCACUAUGUUUGAUAACAGCUGCUACUCAUCAGCCAGGCUGGUUGUGUUGUGACUCACUGUACUAAUGUUAAAGCAGUUAAAACCAAGUGAACAUUGUGAUGUGAAGUAACCGAAUGCUUUAUUCAGCCUGAACUCACAUUGUCAUAUUGAAACUAGACCAUUAAUCUGCUUACCUUGGCUGAGCCUGUGCUUUUUCCUUUCUGGUACGUUACUGAGUCAUUAUAUUAUUAUGUAUCCAUGCCCUUAAAACGGUUGCUCAUCCAAAAAUGCAAGUUUGUCAAACAUUUCCAUACCUCAGUUAUCAAGUGUCAAGCUGUGUCUGCAUUCAGUCUGUCUUAACAAAAAUAGAAUUAGAUGGCAUCAAUAUAUUAUAGGUGUUUGGAAUUGAGACGACCUAAUGCAUAUAGCAGGUUUAAUUUAAUGGAAUAUUGACUCUGUUGUUCUGAAAUUUGCCAAAUUAUUCAAUUUUCUGUAGAUGGGUGUUUGAUUUAGAUAAUUUCAGUACUUAUUCUUGUUAAGUACUGAGAAUUUCAGUACUUAAGUUACUUUGUCAAAUUCUUAACAACCAUUUAAAACUUGAAUUUUCUUUCUUUUUAUUAAUAUUUUUUUUAUUUAUUUAAUGUUUUGUACUACAGACCAAUAUUCAAACUUGAGUAUUUUGCUCAUAACUAAUAUGACAUGGUAUAUACUGGUCAUAGAUAUUAGGCCUAUUCAUUUUGAGCCAAUCUCAGAACCUCUGAAUGUCAUGUUUUUAAAGGUUUUGCUAGUUUCUAAGCCUUCUCUAACUUCAAAUGAGUGACCAUUAUAAAGUGGACCACUGUAUGCUUACCCCAACACACAAGCAAUUUUUGCAGAACUGUAAACAAUGCAUCAAGAUUGUCGAUGCUGGAACUUCCAUUCGGAACGGAAGGCGGGUCUGGUAGUUGGGGACAUCUUUUGUAUACAUUUUUAAAGCUACUUAGUUAUGGUAGAAACAACCACACUUAUUUCAUUGUGUUCUGUUUAUAUCCGUUAUUGCUAUCGCACAGAGAUUAUCCUGGCAACACAGAGGCCUUUAUUUUCCAGGCCAACCCAAAAGCCUUUAUUUUCCAGGCCAACCCGAAAGCCUUUAUUUUCCAGGCCAAAUCAAAAGCCUUUAUUAUCCAGGCCAACCCGAAAGCCUUUAUUCUAAUUUUGCCCCUAUUUUUUUGAACAUUUUGCCAGUAGGGUUGAAACACAACGAUCUGCCUAUACAAUGACAAUAAAAUCGGAGUUGUGUAACAGGUCGUCAUUCUGUUUGGCACCGACAUUCUAAUUUUAAACCAUUUUGUAGUUGCCAUACUUUAGUAACAACAGCACGUCGGUUUUCACUGAAGACCACAUUAUGUUAAACAGUAGGAUUACGAAGACUGUGUUAUUAGUAUUGUCUUCUAACCCAGACAUUUUGUGCAAUAUUAUUUAUUUAUGUCAUUGCGUGUGAUUGACACUCUCCCAUACAUUAGGAAAACCAAUAAUUCUGAGAAACUAGUUUCACCAGUCAAGUAGGGAAUCUGAGCUGGGGUUUCCGCUGGGUUCUAUCUAUCUCGAUGUUGCUUUAAUGAAAAAGGGGAUGAACACAGUUACCAUAUUGUUUUACUGUUCAGCAGUCUUAUUGCAUCAUGUUAAAAUACUUGUACAUAGAUUGCAUUCAACUUGCAUAAGUUCAUGUUACUGUGGCGUGCUAUUGCCUGUAAAAUUCCGCUUCUAAAUAUGUGUGUGACUGUGAGGAUGACACUUUUGUACAUGACUGUCUUUUUAUUUGAAACUAUCGAUUCUGUCUUUUUCAUUCUAAAUGAGGUUGAGGGUGGAGUUCAGACAUGCCUGAAGUUUGACUUAAAUAAAGCUGUACUGUGUCUCA